Physcomitrium patens is the source of this 2819-nucleotide messenger RNA. RefSeq lists its product as uncharacterized. NCBI's taxonomy places the organism in Eukaryota, Viridiplantae, Streptophyta, Bryopsida, Funariales, Funariaceae. The record is from RefSeq and is a predicted model, not a curated record.
UGAAAACUCGGACUCCUCUCCGCUCCUGCUGCUCUCCCAGUGCUCGCCACAUUUUUCAGCGGGAGAUCCCGAGGGACGAUUGACCUGAUUAACUCCUGUGACGUGCGUAAAGGGCUGGCGUUACUUGUCCACUAGAUUGAGCCACGCGAGGUGUGAUCGCUAGCUUCGGAGUUCCAUGAUCUUCAUGGUGAUGGACCCCAUGUGCAGCCAGUUUCUGCCAUAAUGUGGCUAACCGCAUUCAUUCCACCUUCACUUCGCUUCGAAGCUUGAGCCACCUCCAAUCUUUUUGCGAGCCCCAGGGCCCGCAUCUGGUGCUGAUUGCUAGCCCUGGCCCCGCUCGUGCGCUCGUCCGCCCAUGGCUUAGAUCACCAUCGGCUCACUCGCCGCGAAGGUAAUAUAUCUCCCUGGUGUGCUCGCCAGGCCAGAUGUGUCCCUUGCUCCAGCCCCGAUGACCACCAUCAUGUGACGCCGCAGCUUCUUGCUGCGUUGCAUGGGUGUUUCUUAUCAAGGUCCGUUAUUAUUUUGAAUGCCGCCAAGGGAAUCCUCGGGCACGCGAUUCCAGUGGAGCCUCCCCAACCAUCUUAGCAAGUGUCCUACGCAGAGUAUUGUCUCUUCUGGUUGUCUGAAUCACAGCAAAGCUUAAUAGGCGUUGCCUUCCCUCGAGGCUCUCGAUAACUUUCCAUUCCGUUGCCUCCCGGGCUGCAACAUGAAGUUAUUCGGGUGGGGAAAAUCCAAGGACCCUCAGCCGCCACUUUUACAGCAAGUCAAGAAAUCAGCAGAUCCAUUCGCGAGGAGUUGCAAUGGCAGGGACCGUGGCACAGCGGGCAUGGGGUCGUUCAUGCCUCUCAAGGGUAAUAGUACUGGAGUCCGCAAGCAACAGGGACUUUUCGAUGUGGAGCAGGAGGAUUAUCUCCUCGGCUGCGCCACAACGAAGCCCAAGGUCAGUAAUAUUGAUGAUCCGGAUUCUGACAAAAAGAUAGAAGAUACAUUACAGUUUGUAUUUAGCCACGAGCGGGAAGGGCUGCUAGCCAUUGGGACAUUCGCCUUGGAGCAGCUUCAGUCGAUUCGAAACAUCAUCGAUGCGCAUCAGAAGUCUGGAGAUCAUGAUGGAUACGAAGCUCCCAAUGGCGCUUCUGCAAUGGACAGUGACAUGAUGCAAAGCUCCGAUGACGAGGAUCAGCUGCAACGCAGCUGGCUGGCCGCUAGGAAAACUUGCGACUUGCCCGUAUUCGGAGAUGUCGAAUCAUCAAGAAUCGAGUCUGAACCAGAACGAGCACCGACAGAGGGGCGAUACGCGAGCCCUAAUCAGUCCAAGGCCCUCACCCUCUACGACAACGGCAAUCGGACGUCAAAUGUGGCCGUGAAACCCAUCGUCCUCCUCACAUCUUUGCCUCCUGAGCUUCGGAGGAUACUUGAUCCCGCGAGCGCUUUGCUCUACGGAAGGUCGCAGUUGCCCGACCUUGUGCCGCACUGGACCGAUUCCGUGCCGCCUCCAGUAGUAGCUAAGGUUGAGGGACGCUCCCUGGACGAGGUCUACUACUCGUCUCAUCUCUGCGGGCUCCUCAAUUUCAGGAAAAAACCUCAGAAAUCUGACAGGACUUUAGCCAAGCGAUCAAAUGCGCGAGAAAUCGUCCCUACUCCCGGCGAAGAGAAGAAAUGGAUGAUCCCUAUUGAGCGCGCUGAAGACGAAUUAGCAAAGACAUCCUUCAUGAAGACCUUGGGAUCCGCUGGACUACCGUCUCUCGGGAAGCUGGCGAAGCUCUGGAGGGCGACAUGCAAACAAUCAUCUGCGAGGAUCGCACCCGAAAGGAAACCGUGUCCACAACAGGCGUCAAAGGAUCCGCUUGACAUUCCAAACGAAGAAGUUUUUACUUCUCCUAUAGUGAAGCCCUCGAGUCGGUCAGGCCAGCUUUCGAAGGGCGCUUGGAGCCUGAAGGUUGAGGAGUUCAGGAGAAGAGCGCAAAGGCAUGAGAGGAUGGUGAAUACAUCUAUUGCUGAAUGCUCCCCCAGUCGGGACGGUUCGGGACACUGGAUCAAGACCGAUGAAGACUUUGUGGUACUUGAGAUGUGAAACAACCAUAUCUAGUUUUAUUCAACAGGAGCGCUCCCACUUCGGCAGCCCGAACGGUCUAAGUGCUAGCCUGCUUGUGCGACUCAAACUGAAGCGUCAGUGGUCCGAAUCGUUCGACUAGGAGCUCGCAGUGUUUCCGACGUGCGACCCGGCGUGAAUCAACCAGUGUGUCCCCGACAGACGACGUCGUCGUUGUACAACUCCAGCCGAAGCUGGGAUUGUGUCUUUGGAUAUGCAUCUUAAGCAUUUUAGCUUGGACUAAGAAUCUAUCCCCUAUCAAUCGAUGUACUAAAAACCAAAAGGAGGGGCUGUGACGAAGCCCACGUUGCAUUUCAAAACCUGCGUCCUCUGCCUAAACGAUGAAAUCUUCAGCAAUUUAAUUGCUGGAUUGAAUGUGGAUCGAUCCACUGCGCUGAGUCGAGUUCCACGCACUGCCGAGCGACAUCCGGCGUGCUCAACUUGUUGGCCCUUGCAUGGCCAUCUCGUAGGUUAACAUCCCCAUAUUGACACACAUCUGAUCAGGACAUCACUAAACUUUACAAAGCUGGUGGUACAUCGGAGCUUUGGCAAUUCGGCGUUUCUCUUUUGUUCUUAUUUACUAGGUUUCAUAGAGCUUGCCUACAUCCUAGUGCUCUCUCCGAACGUGUUGGUGAUGAACCUCAAUUAAUUGUACAGUUUAUCCAUUUCCAGGUGGGCCUACCCCCCAUGCUGAAAUAAUAAUGUUGUACUUGAUCCUUGCAUGGUCUAA